UCUGUGCCUCUCUAGUGCAGGGCGAUCUGCUUGAGUUUAAGAUAUUGGCCAUGUGUAUAGACAUUGACAUAGACACAUCAAUACCUCAAGAAAACUGGCUAACCACAUCUCUUGUUUCUUUUCUCAGUCAGAUGCACACCUGGUGAGCAGGUAACACCUCCUCAACACUACCAUGUUCUCCUUACGACACCUUCUCACCGGCUUCUGCUUUUCUUGGCUCGUUCUGGGAGUGCGUACGUCCUGUCCUGACUCCUGCAAGUGUCGAUUUUCCUCGGUCGACUGCCAGCGAGGCGAGCUUGCUGAAAUCCCCCGGGACCUACCCAGUACCAUCAAACUCCUCAGCGUCACGCGAAACAAUCUAAACCACCUCCCAGAAAAUGCCUUCACACAUCUACAGAAACUGGAAGAGCUACGGCUACCGCACAACAAGAUUGCACGGAUCGCAACCGGCGCUUUUAAUGGGCUACGCAACCUUAAAGAGUUGGCUCUGGACUACAACGAAAUUCGGGUGCUUCGAAGGGACAUGUUACAAGGAUUACCGAAUUUGAGGAACUUGUACUUGGAGCAUAAUGCGAUAGCUCGUGUAGAUGGGGAUGCUUUCCUGGAUAUGCCUUACCUGGAAGGGAUUUAUUUGGGACAUAAUCUGCUGACAGAUUUUCCCUGGUCUGCUGCUAACCGCAUGAAAUCCCUGCAGUCUCUCAACCUGAGGUUCAACCGGAUUUCCGUACUCCGUCAGCGGGACGUCGGCCACCUUCUGGAGAAGAUACUGGUCCAUCUCCAUGGAAACCCCUGGCAUUGCAACUGCGAAAUCUUCUGGUUCUGUGACUGGCUUCGGACACCUCCGCCUGAAAUCGCCAUGCACAUGAACAAGUACGUGUGCGCUUCACCCGACCACAACUCGGGAAGACGGUUCGCGGACGUACCCUUAGCGAACUUAACCUGUCGUGCACCUUUAAUAAUUAACCCUCCGUUGGAUUUAGAGGUCCAAAAGGGCGCUACGAUUGAACUACACUGUAUUGCAACCGGUGACCCAAGACCCAGUAUACAAUGGGUCACGCCAAAGGGGCAUGUCGUGUCCACAGGACAAGGUUCGAACCAAGUGUUAGAGCUAGAAGACAGCAUACUGGAAGUACGUGACGCGAGUAUUGAAAACAAUGGCAGGUAUACAUGUAUCGCGUCAAAUUUGCUCGGGAAUAGAACUUCGGAUGCGUAUGUGACAGUAUCUCCAUCCGGACACCCUACGGGGCCACCCCAGGGUAGUUACACCGCGCGCCCCACUGAAACACCAUAUGCUGCAAACCUGACCAUAUCAGACGUUACCCCAACUUCUGCCACACUUAUGUGGCUUCCCGAGGACAGGAGGGAAGCCAGGUAUAAAAUCAUGUACUUCUGUAUAGAUGAUAAUGACAUUGUCCGCUCGAAAAAUCUCGAAGACAAAGUGACUUCGUACACUAUAGAAGACCUAAUCCCUGCGAGUCAGUACACAGCUUGUCUUCACGUAGAGUAUGUGAGAAAACUUGAGAAGACAAGAGAAUUCUGUGUUGACUUCAAGACGCUAUCUGAGGCAUCUCAGAAUGAUUCUAAUUAUUACAUUGUGAUCGGUACUGCGCUAGGCUGCAUCGCGAGCAUACAAGUCUCUGCUCUCAUGUUCUACCACCUCAUCUACCUAAAGUGUAAGAAACGGAAGAAGGAAGACUCUUAUGAGGAAGAGUUAGGCAUGUACACGUCUUAUGAGGAACCUUACUCUAUUGACGUGACCCUACCAGAUAUCAAUCAGCACUACAGAAGAGGGACGAUCGCUGGAUUUGAGGCCAUUAGUGUACGUGAGGGAAGAGAGAUACCGAUACCAGUCUUAAUCAACGGAAUGUUAUUCCAGAGAGCGAAAUCGGGGAGCGAAGCAAAGAUGGCUGCCGCGCCAAGAGAAGGCUCGUUGAGUGACGUUCAACGCGCUCAGAGCAAUCCGUCUAUGAUCACGUUCAAAGGACCUGGUUCAGGCGGUUCGCCCGACAAUCGUACAACACCGUCGAAAACCGGUACGUACAAGGAGGCGGUCACGCAAACUCCUAGGAUACAGGGGAGACAUAGUAGCCAAGACCAGUAUCCUACGAACACGUAUAACAUUAACGCUGAGGUGCACCAUAGUAAGGAUGAAAGUAGCUGUAACAGCUCGCAAUCGAGCGCUGCUACAUCCGAUCACGGAUCCGACAAACAACCCGAACCUCGUGGUACAACAACAAACCUUGAGGAAGACCACGAAGAAAUCAAAGACGAUUCAGUCAUACCUGAUAACAUCAUCGAUAUCACCAGAAAAAACACCUGUAAUUUAGAAAUACACAGAGAAGAAGGGCCAUGCUUGAUCAACAGUUCCACUAGAAUGGACCAGAAUGAUUCUAGUACGUGUUCUUGGCAGAAUCCGACGGAAUGCCACCCUAGAAAACCUCCCUCUUUAGUCUCCAGCCCAACUGGAUUAAGAAUCGCGACGUCAGAGGGCAACAACAGUUCGCAGGGAAGUAGUUCGUUAGGGAGUACACUAACGAGCGGGGAAUACGCCGACGCGGAGAUGACGCAAACAGGUUCGAGCGAACGCGAUAGCGAUGUCUCGUUCUACCACUCCCCACCGGAGGAAUUCAUGGAUGGAGUCGAAAAUUGCGACGAGGGUAAUAAAAAAGUGGUGGAAAAUGGUCCAAGCAACCUACAACUUGCUGACAUGGAAACCACAAGGCUUUGAUAUAACGUAUGUUUCAUCUAUGUGUGCUACGGAUACUACUGUCUUCUUAUAGGAUUCACCUGUGGAUACUACUACUUAGGAUUCCUUACGUACGGGAUACUUCUUCUACACUGUUGUUUUUUAUCGGGUUGGGACUCUACUCUUCAUAUUGUAUCUGCGUGUGUGUGCAUCUGGGAAAGGAAAAGUCAAUACUGUUACGACGUUAGACCCACUGGUUUGGAGAGUAAUGUUAUGACGGAGGGCUGUUAUCAAAAGGCCAUUUGGCAGCGGCGUAUCUGCUCUAUAUCUUCAUCCCACUACAAUGGAUUUUACCCCAUGCCUAUUGGAUUUCUGUGCAACGGAUUGUGACUUUCGGACGGAGCGGGGGAAAACGGAAAACACACGCACACAGGUUUGUCUGUAACUCUCCAGGCCACUCCAAUUUAAUUCCUUGGUUCUCGGACCUUUUAAGUGAAAAAUACAGUUAAAAAAACACCAAUUUCUGAUGCACAUAGAAAAUACUAAAACUGUUUUUGUCUUACUUGCCUUGCACCCUCCUCGUAUAGUACUGACCUAGGCCUUAUCCAAGUAAUCUUUCAUUUUGUAUACUAAACAUAUUAAGAUGAUAUUAAACCCCCAAAAAACCAGACAUCAUGAAACCAGAGGGCAGGGAGGAAAACUUAUAAAAAUAUAUCUGUAUUCACUCUAGAAAAUAGAGUGUGACAAAGCAUAAACCUGGCCCUCAGCCUUGGUUUUCUUUCUGUUUUCCAUGCUGUUAAGCACAUUUUUUAAAAUCUGUGAACCGACAAAUCAAAUUGGUGUGGCCUUAAGUUCUGUCUACAGAAGACAAAGUAGGUGCUCUAUCCAUGUUAGUAGCUAUAUAUGACACCUGUAAGUUCUCUCUUGGUUUCUCCUUGAUUACACUUAGCCUCCAUAGCAGGCUUAUAGAACUGGGGGUUUGGUGGUCUUCGGCUGUUUUCUGAUUAGCCCAGUUCU
This is a messenger RNA of Branchiostoma belcheri (Belcher's lancelet), 3703 nucleotides long. RefSeq names its product leucine-rich repeat and fibronectin type III domain-containing protein 1-like protein. The record is from RefSeq and is a predicted model, not a curated record. Lineage: Eukaryota; Metazoa; Chordata; Leptocardii; Amphioxiformes; Branchiostomatidae. The transcript is spliced from 2 exons. Gene Ontology annotation, molecular function: protein binding. Bases 173 to 2728 code for a protein of 851 amino acids.